Propithecus coquereli (Coquerel's sifaka) is the source of this 477-nucleotide messenger RNA. RefSeq names its product keratin-associated protein 9-8-like. The record is from RefSeq and is a predicted model, not a curated record. The transcript has 4 exons. NCBI's taxonomy places the organism in Eukaryota, Metazoa, Chordata, Mammalia, Primates, Indriidae. The coding region runs from base 1 to 477 and encodes 158 amino acids. Gene Ontology annotation, cellular component: keratin filament.
AUGACCCACUGCUGCUCCCCUUGCUGCCAGCCUAGCUGCUGCAGGACCACCUGCUGCAGGACCACCUGCUGGCAACCCACCUGUGAGACCACCAGCUGCAGCACACCCUGCUGCCAUCCCAGCUGCUGUGAGUCCAGCUGCUGCCAGCCUUGCUGCCGCCCAACCUGCUGUCCAACCACCUGUUGCAGGACCACCUGCUGGAAACCUACCUGUGAGACCACCUGCUGCAGCACACCCUGCUGCCAGCCCAGCUGCUGCUACCACCCCACCUCCGUCUGCCUGCCUGGUUGCCUAACCCAGAGCUGCGGAUCCAGCUGCUGCCAGCCCUGCUGCUCCCCUUGCUGCCAGCCCACCUGCUACAGGACCACCUGCUGCCAGCCCAGCUGCUGUGAGUCCAGCUGCUGCCAGCCUUGCUGCCGCUCAACCUGCUGUCCAACCAGCUGUUAUAAUCUAACAUCACCAACUUGCUAUGAGUGA